Messenger RNA from Adineta steineri, 1011 nucleotides. The record is from the annotation of a GenBank genome assembly. NCBI's taxonomy places the organism in Eukaryota, Metazoa, Rotifera, Eurotatoria, Adinetida, Adinetidae.
AUGCUUGCUACAAUACCUUUUGUGUCCGUAACCGAUGGAAUAACAACAGAAUUUGUUGCUACACAUAAUAAUACCAUUAGUAAUAAACUAUUAUGUUCAUUAUUCGAAACGGAUAUUAUAGGAUUACAAUGUGUUAAUUGUAUCAAUGAUCAUUAUGAUGUUAGUCCAGAAAAACAUUAUAUUUAUAAAAUUACGAAAGUUUAUAAAGGAACAACAUCUAAUGCUGAACUAAAAUUAACUGAAUCAAAUGAUCAAGUUAGUUCUGUAUUUUCAACAAGAGAUAAAAGUCUUACACCAACGAACGAUAUUAAUAGAGCAGAAUUUAAUCAAUUAUUAUCAACAUUUGAUGGAAAGCUUAGAAAUUUAAGUACAAAUUUUGAUGAUAAACUUAAGGAUCUAACAACAAAUAUGGAUGACAACUUCAAUAAUUUAUCAAAUAAACUUAACUUACUUUUUGAACUUGUUCAACCUACUAUUGGACGAGCAAUUGAUCCAUGGGAUAUAACUGCAAGAUCACAAGGUUCAUCUCAUACCAGCUUAUCAAAACAAGUUAUAAGCAAGUUUUAUAAUAUAGAUGAACAUGUGUGUAUGAUUUGUGGUCCAUGUAAUGAUGUUGUAAAUGCUCAUAUAUGGCCAAAACAUACACAUGGUGAAAAUUUAUUAUCAAUAUUAGCUAAAUCACUUGAACUUGCUUUUGAUAAUAAAACAUUAACAAUUAUUAUUGAAAAUGAACAAUUGCUAUUAUAUGUAUUAGAUGAUAUGCUCAAAAAACAACGAGUAUCUCAUACAAGAUAUACAUUUAAAGAUUGCCAUUUAUGGCCAUUAAAAUUUGGAAAUUCAAACCGGCCAUUCUUCAGAAUUUUAGCUGCUCAUUGUAGAAAUUCCUUUAUUGAUGCAUUUCGUUUACAAAAAAUUAAUUAUGAAACAUACAAAUGGGGUUAUCACAGCUCAAUUGUUAUGUUAAAUGCAUCACCUGAUGGAGCAAAAGCUAAAAUUUUUGAUUGGUUUUAA